Molecule: messenger RNA, 3563 nt
Organism: Carica papaya (papaya)
Lineage: Eukaryota; Viridiplantae; Streptophyta; Magnoliopsida; Brassicales; Caricaceae
Gene: ATSPS4F
Product: Sucrose-phosphate synthase family protein
Biological process (GO): sucrose metabolic process
Molecular function (GO): sucrose synthase activity; sucrose-phosphate synthase activity
Source: RefSeq, a predicted model, not a curated record
ACACACACGCACACAUUAAAAAAAAAAAAAAAAAAAAGUCCUUUUUACAGGAAAAAUCAUUUUCCAAGCAAAUAUCAACCUUAUAUUUAUAUAUAUAUAUAUAGUUUUACAAUAACAGCUUCUCCUCUCUGUAAUCUGCAUAUACAGAUAAACGCACACAAGCACAAGGUUUCCGUUUUAAUUCUUUUUCAAUUGAUUUUUCUUGUGUCCGAGGCUAUUAUAUAUAUAUAUAUAUAUAAAGAAAUAUAUCAAGAGGGUCAUAUAUAUUCUUUGGGUGUGUGAGAGAGAAGGCAGAGAAGAAAGAUGGCAGGAAAUGAGUGGAUCAAUGGGUACUUAGAAGCUAUUUUGGAUGUGGGAAGCAGCGAAAGGAAAAAGCUUGAUGGGUCGAACAAGAAGAUGGCCAAGUUUGAAGUGAAAGAGGAUAAGCUGUUCAGUCCUACCAAGUACUUUGUUGAAGAAGUUACCAACAGCUUUGAUGAAUCUGACCUGUAUAAGACUUGGGUCAAGGUAAUAGCGACCAGGAAUACUCGUGAACGGAGUAACAGGCUGGAGAAUAUGUGCUGGCGAAUUUGGCAUCUUGCCCGCAAAAAGAAGCAGAUUGCAUGGGAAGAUACAAGAAAGCUAGCAAAACAAAGGUUGGAACGGGAACAGGGAAAAAACGACGCUGCAGAAGACCUGUCUGAGUUGUCGGAAGGCGAGAAAGAGAAAGGCGAUGUUAAUGUUUCUGGCGCAGUGAAGGAGUUUUCAAGAAUUAACUCUGAUCUGCACAUUUGGUCCGAUGAAGAUAACUCGAGGAACCUCUACAUCGUCCUAAUUAGCAUGCACGGGUUGGUUCGUGGAGAAAACAUGGAACUUGGAAGAGACUCAGAUACUGGUGGUCAGGUGAAAUACGUGGUGGAACUUGCUCGAGCUCUAGCAAACACUAAGGGAGUGUACCGGGUGGAUCUCUUGACCAGACAAAUAGCCUCGCCGGAGGUGGACUUCAGCUACGGCGAACCAAUAGAGAUGUUGUCAUGCCCAGCUGAUGCCAGUGGCAGCUGCGGAGCUUACAUUGUCCGCAUUCCUUGCGGUCCCCGUGACAAGUACUUGCCUAAAGAGUUGCUGUGGCCUUACAUUCCUGAAUUUGUUGACGGCUCCCUAAACCACAUUGUGAAUAUGGCAAGGGGCCUAGGAGAGCAAGUGAAUGGAGGAAAACCAGCAUGGCCUUACGUGAUUCAUGGUCACUAUGCAGAUGCAGCGGAGGUGGCGGCUCAUUUGUCAGGAGCACUAAACGUGCCAAUGGUGCUAACAGGACACUCUCUGGGCAGGAACAAGUUCGAGCAAUUGCUUAAGCAAGGGAGGUUGUCUAGGGAGGACAUAAAUGCAACGUACAAGAUCAUGAGGAGGAUUGAAGGAGAGGAGUUGGGAUUGGAUGCAGCAGAAAUGGUGGUAACCAGUACAAGACAAGAGAUUGAAGAACAGUGGGGAUUGUACGACGGGUUUGAUCUCAAGUUGGAGAGAAAGCUUAGGGUUCGGAGACGGCGUGGAGUCAGUUGCCUUGGGCGUUACAUGCCUAGGAUGGUGGUGAUACCACCCGGUAUGGACUUCAGUUACGUUACAGCACAAGAUUCACUGGAAGGAGAUGGGGACCUCAAAUCACUGAUUGGCCCUGACCGAGGCCAAACCAAAAGGCAUCUGCCUCCAAUAUGGUCUGAGAUAAUGCGAUUUUUCACAAAUCCACACAAACCAACUAUACUUGCAUUGUCUCGUCCUGACCCCAAGAAAAAUGUCACCACAUUGCUCAAGGCUUUUGGAGAGUGUCAGCCUCUGCGAGAGCUGGCCAACUUGACCCUAAUACUUGGAAAUAGAGAUGACAUCGAAGAGAUGUCUAAUAGCAGCUCUGCAGUCCUCACAAAUGUGCUAAAGCUAAUUGACAGGUAUGACUUGUACGGUCUAGUGGCCUACCCCAAGCACCAUAAGCAAUCAGAAGUUCCUGACAUCUACCGUUUGGCUGCUAAAACUAAGGGAGUUUUCAUCAAUCCAGCUCUUGUCGAGCCAUUUGGUCUCACACUUAUAGAGGCAACUGCUUAUGGUUUGCCUGUUGUCGCCACGAAGAAUGGUGGACCAGUGGAUAUCUUGAAGGCACUUAACAAUGGCCUCCUGGUCGACCCACAUGAUCAGAAAGCUGUAGCAGAUGCCCUCUUAAAACUUCUUGCUGACAAGAACCUCUGGGCAGAAUGCAGAAAAAAUGGCCUCAAGAACAUCCAUCGCUUUUCAUGGCCGGAACACAGCCGAAACUAUCUUUCCCAUGUUGAACAUUACCGAAACCGCCACCCCACCACCCGGCUUGAGAUCAUGACAAUUCCAGAGGAGCCUAUGAGUGACUCUCUAAGGGACGUGGAAGACCUGUCUCUAAGGUUCUCGACAGAAGGAGAUUUCAAAUUUAAUGGAGAGGUUGAUGCAGCAGCUAGACAAAAGAAACUAAUUGAAGCCAUUACCAAAAUGUCUUCUUCAAAUGGCUCCGCAGCAGUUACUUAUACACCUGGUAGGAGGCAGAUGCUAUUUGUAAUAGCUGCUGAUUGCUAUAAUAAUGAAGGUGAGAGCACAGAAACUCUUCAAUCAACAAUCGAGAAUGUGAUGAAAGCUGCAGGAUUAAGUGUUGGGGUGGCCAGAGUAGGGUUUGUUUUGGUAACUGGGUCAAGUUUAAGGGAGACUUUACAAGCAUUAAGAUGUUGCCCGGUAAACAUAGAAGAUUUUGAUGCACUUGUUUGUAAUAGUGGAAGUGAAAUAUAUUACCCGUGGAGGGAUAUGGUGGCUGAUGUAGGCUAUGAAGCUCAUAUUGAAUACAGAUGGCCAGGUGAACAUAUAAGGUCAACAGUAAUGAGGCUCGCUCGAACAGAAGACGGGGCCGAGGAUGACAUUGUGGAGUAUAUGGCCGCAUGUAGCUCUAGAUGUUACUCUUAUGCUGUGAAACUAGGAGCAAAGACUCGAAAGAUUGAUGACCUUCGGCAAAGGCUUCGAAUGAGAGGUUUCCGGUGCAGCCUUGUCUACUCACGGGCAUCAUCAAGAUUGAAUGUGGUGCCAUUAUUUGCAUCAAGAAUACAAGCCUUAAGGUAUCUAUCAAUCAGAUGGGGAAUUGAUCUAUCCAAAGUCAUAAUCUUUGUUGGGGAGACGGGGGAUACAGAUUAUGAGGACUUGCUCGCUGGCCUCCAAAAAACCAUUAUUCUAAAAGGCACUGUAGAAUGCGGUAGUGAAGAGCUUCUUCACCAUGAAGACAGUUUAAGAAGAGAAGAUGUAGUCCCACAAGAAAGUCCUAACAUCGUCUACAUCAAUGAGAAUUAUGAAGCUCAAGAUAUCGCUGCAGCACUACAGAUGCUUGGAGUCAAGUGAUAUUUUUAUAUAUUUCUCUCUUUCUUUUUUCAAGGUUUUUGGCACUCUAUGACAAUCAAAAGAAUCUAAUCAUUCAGACGUCAACUUGUAAGAAAUUAUAUGCAAUACAACUUAUAUCUAUGUUUGUAAGUAAUUUUAGAUCUACAAGAUCUUCAACUUAAUUACAGAAUGUCAAGCGAAAGCUUCUAUAUGCA